AUGGCACGCUCGAAGCAGGCCACCCCCAUCCGUCGGCAGACGUCGUCCGAGUACUUCAGCAGGGCCGACACCCUCGCGCGGACGCCCAGCCACGGUAACGGAGCCGCGACGCUGACGUCAACAAAGCCCAACGGCAAGGUCGACGCGCCCGCUGCGCCCGUCGAGGCGAAGGAGGCCGGCGCAUUGCAGAUCCUGAUCGCCGUGGGCGGCAUCUACGCCUCAUUCUUGACGUGGGCCUACCUCCAAGAGAAGCUCACGACGACCCCCUACGGCCCGGCCUCUAAGCCCGAGGUCUUCAAGUACCCCGUCUUCCUCAACACGAUCCAAUCCCUCUUCGCCGCGACGACGGGCUUCCUCUACCUCUGGUCCUCCUCGCGUGGCGCCGCUUCCCUGCCGCCCGUCUUCCCGUCGCGCGGCAUCGUCCUGCCCCUCGCGCUCGUCGCCGUCACGUCCUCCCUCGCCUCGCCCUUCGGCUACGCCUCUCUGGCGCACAUCGACUACAUCACGUUCCUCCUCGCCAAGUCCUGCAAGCUCGUCCCUGUCAUGCUCCUACACACCACCCUCUUCGGCAAGCGCUACCCGCUGUACAAGUACCUCGUCGUCGCGGGCGUCACGGCCGGUGUCGCCGUCUUCACGCUGCACUCGGGCAGCAAGAAGAAGAAGUCGGUCGUUAACCCGGACGCCAACAUGCCCUGGGGCAUGCUGCUGCUGUCCAUCAACCUGCUCUUCGACGGCCUCACCAACACCACCCAGGACUACAUCUUCAGCACUUUCAAGGGGUACACUGGCCCCCAGAUGAUGUGCGCCAACAACCUCAUGAGCACCGCCGUCACGCUGGGCUACCUGGUCCUAAGCCCCUGGCUGGUGCACACGGGGCUGGGCGAGUACCUCGGCAUGGACGUCGCCGGUAACGCGGGCGAGCUUAAGGCCGCGCUGAGCUUCAUGGCCCGGUACCCCGCCGUGUGGUGGGAUGUGCUCGGCUUCGCGGCGUGUGGCGCCGUCGGCCAGGUCUUUAUCUUCUACACCCUCUCGACCUUCUCGUCGGUCCUCCUCGUCACCGUUACCGUCACCCGCAAGAUGGUCACCAUGGCCCUCUCCGUCUUCGCCUUUGGCCACAGCCUCACCAGGAUGCAGUGGCUCGGCGUCUCCCUGGUCUUUGGCGCCAUCGGCGCCGAGGCCCAGAUCGCGACAAAGGAGAAGAAGGCCAAGGAGGCCGCGAAGCGCGCCGCUGCCGCCGGCAAGGCGCAGUGA
Messenger RNA from Colletotrichum spaethianum, 1251 nucleotides. RefSeq names its product UDP-glucose 4-epimerase uge1. Gene Ontology annotation, cellular component: Golgi membrane; endoplasmic reticulum membrane. The record is from RefSeq and is a predicted model, not a curated record. Gene Ontology annotation, molecular function: UDP-galactose transmembrane transporter activity; UDP-glucose transmembrane transporter activity. NCBI's taxonomy places the organism in Eukaryota, Fungi, Ascomycota, Sordariomycetes, Glomerellales, Glomerellaceae. The transcript is spliced from 3 exons. Bases 1 to 1251 code for a protein of 416 amino acids. Gene Ontology annotation, biological process: UDP-galactose transmembrane transport.